Spodoptera litura is the source of this 1186-nucleotide messenger RNA. RefSeq names its product very long chain fatty acid elongase AAEL008004-like. Gene Ontology annotation, cellular component: endoplasmic reticulum membrane. Gene Ontology annotation, biological process: fatty acid elongation, monounsaturated fatty acid; fatty acid elongation, saturated fatty acid; fatty acid elongation, polyunsaturated fatty acid. NCBI's taxonomy places the organism in Eukaryota, Metazoa, Arthropoda, Insecta, Lepidoptera, Noctuidae. Gene Ontology annotation, molecular function: fatty acid elongase activity. The record is from RefSeq and is a predicted model, not a curated record.
AACCAUUAGGCUCGAAAAUUCUCUCAGAGAAGGAAAAUUAAAUAGUGCUAUAAUAUUAGUUUAGGAAUUUAAAUCAAGAUGUCGCUGUUAGGCAGAAUGAAGGAGACAUAUGACUAUAUUUUUUAUGAUCUUUGUGAUCCAAGGACCAGAGAUUGGUCUCCAUCUCCUGUAGUGGUAUAUACAAUCAUUCCAUUCUAUUUAUAUUUCUGCAACAAAUUGGGCCCACAACUUAUGAAAGAUCAAAAGCCGUUCAAGUUAAAAAGGCUCAUCAUGAUUUAUAAUAUAUUCCAAAUAAUUGCCAGCGGUUACAUAGUUUAUUUGGGCCUAUACAGUGGUUGGUUUUCUACAUACAGUUGGACGUGCCAGCCUGUAGAUGAGACUGACAACCCUACAUCUCGAACGAUGCACAAAGCGUUCUGGACCUACACCGUUGUUAAGUUUAUCGACAUGCUUGACACAGUUUUCUUCGUUUUAAGAAAAAAAGACAGGCAAAUAUCUUUCCUGCAUCUUUUCCACCAUUCUAUGAUGCCCCUUGCAUCGUAUAUUGGACUCAAAUACUACCCCAAUGGCCACGCAACUCUGCUUGGCCUCAUAAACAGUUUUGUCCACGUAGUGAUGUAUACUUACUACCUCAUCGCAGGACUUGGUCCUAAGUACCAGAAAUAUAUCUGGUGGAAAAAGCACCUCACUACUAUGCAGUUGGUCCAGUUCGCCACAAUCUUCCUUCACAACCUGUCUGCUCUAUACGAAAACUGCGGCUAUCCAAGAUGGAUCUCCACUAUCCUCUGUGUUCAUAGUCUACAAUUCCUUUACAUGUUCGGCAAUUUCUACUACGUGUCUUAUGUUAAAGAAAAUAAAUCAAAUUCCAACGGAAAUCUCAAAAAUGGCACAAGUAAAGUCAAAGCUAAUUAAUAACUAAACUGAUUUAGACUAAUUUUAAGACUAACUAGUCCUACACAUCGAUUUAAUGUGAAGCUAAGUUGUGAUCAGAUGUGAUUCAUAGUUGAUUUAAGAUGAUUGGACUGCCUGAGUUUGUAGGCUACCUAUAUUUUGAAGCACUACUAUAUAGCUGAAGUUGUAAAAUAUUGCAGAGUAUACAUUAGUAUACUCUGCAAUAUUUUAUAAUACAUAUUAAUAUCACAGUAUCACUACAUAGUAUAGAACAAAGUCGCUAUCCACCGUCUGU